Sphaerodactylus townsendi is the source of this 1753-nucleotide messenger RNA. RefSeq names its product Yip1 interacting factor homolog A, membrane trafficking protein (gene YIF1A). The transcript has 8 exons. Gene Ontology annotation, biological process: endoplasmic reticulum to Golgi vesicle-mediated transport. The record is from RefSeq and is a predicted model, not a curated record. Gene Ontology annotation, cellular component: endoplasmic reticulum membrane; Golgi membrane; COPII-coated ER to Golgi transport vesicle. Lineage: Eukaryota; Metazoa; Chordata; Lepidosauria; Squamata; Sphaerodactylidae. Bases 281 to 1024 code for a protein of 247 amino acids.
UGCGAAGCCUUUGAGGACGUGGCUUGGAACCGACGCCGCGCGCCCCCUUUUCCGCUUGCAACUUUUUCGGUCGGACUUUGCAAAAGCUGCCCUCGCGUGGGAUCCCAUGGCAUAUCCCCCCGGCUAUGGGGGGCCAGGCUCCAAGCACCGGGCCAGAGGGGUCCCCAUGGUCCCCACAGGACCGGCCAAGCGCCCCCCAGUCCUCUCUCGAUGACACCAGCUUCGGCCUACUGGGACCCCAGUGCUAGUGGCUUGAUCCUGUCCUCACCGGGACUCGUACAUGGGUUCUCAACCAGACUCUUUUGCCGAUCCGGUGGCCAACGCCGCGAUGGUCUAUGGCUCCAGCAUUGCAUCUCAGGGCAAAGAGAUUGUGCACAAGGAGAUUGACCGGUUCAUGUCGAUUAACAAGCUGAAGUAUUUCUUCGCGGUGGAUACAAGCUACGUCAUGAAGAAGCUGGCGUUGCUGGUGUUUCCUUACGUACAUCAGAACUGGGAAGUCCGCUACCACAGAGACGUGCCCCUCCCGCCUCGACAAGAUGUGAACGCCCCGGACCUCUACAUCCCAAGCAUGGCCUUUAUUACCUAUAUUCUGCUGGCUGGAAUGGCUCUCGGCCUGCAAAAAAGGUUCUCCCCAGAGGUCCUGGGCAUAUGCGCCAGCACGGCCUUCGUGUGGGUGGUUAUCGAAGUCCUGGCCCUCCUCCUGGGCUUGUACCUCAUCACAGUUCAGAGCGACCUCGGCACAUUCGACUUGCUUGCUUACUGCGGCUACAAAUAUGUCGGGAUGAUCCUUGUUGUGGUUGGGGGCCUAAUCUUUGGAAGCAAUGGCUAUUACAUCGCCUUGGCAUGGGCCUCGUGUGCUCUUAUGUAUUUCAUGGUCCGCUCCUUACGGAUGAAGAUCCUCCCGUCGGUGGUGCAGGAGGGGCUCAGCCGGCCCAGCGGGAGAGCCCAGAUGUACAUCACGCUGGCGGCUGCAGCCUUCCAGCCUCUCAUGCUAUACUGGCUGACGGUGCAGCUGGUGCAUUGAGUGGGGCGAGGGAGAGGCAGCGGAGAGUGGCUCGGACCACAGCAGGAUGCGCGGAGGAUCCUCUCCGCAAAGAGCCUCUUGCUGUCUUCCCGGUUUCCAGAAACACUAUGAAGAUCUGAGCUCCGUCACCCCACCACUCCUGAAGCCCUGGGAUCAACAUCUAAGGGCAAACCGGGGGGCGAGCGCAGGCGUCUGUGCUCUGUCCCUCCCGGGGAUGAUGCUGAACUGAGAAAGGUCUGCGUCCCGUCAGUGCUCCACUGCCAUCUCGAUUCGUCCAAAAGCGGAGAGAAAAUACUGGUCCAGAAUUCUGCCUUCUCGCUGCCCUGCGAGGUGGAGGGAUCCUCCAGCAGCCCGUUCCGCUGGGUCAGUUUUCUAAUUCUUCCUUUCGAGGCCUAGAAUGGGGCAGGUGGGAGAGCGGCCCUCGAUCUCGGUCACGCAAGCCGGUUCCUAUGCAAACCGCUUGAGAGGGGAGUUGCUGUUUUCAUGCAUUUUUGCCUUCUGGAACAAAGUGCCCUUUCUUUUUCCCCCUUGGAGCCGCCGGUUCCUCCACUUGGACAUCCUGUGUUCUGUCUCAGCUAGAAGGCAGUGUCGGCCUACAUCCCCAGAGCAACUAGUGUUCAGUGGCAUUUUGCCUCGCGGUGGUACACCCUCGGACGGUACUUCCAGAGCCGCGGCCUGUCGCGCUCCUUCCAUCCUCCUUUGUUAUCCUUUAUAAAUAUAUUGAGAGUU